AUGGUGCCAGAGGGAACAACAUCAGGACAUCAGAUCAUUACUACCACAGCAUGCAGCUCCCUGAACUUUUACAAAAUGCUUCAUUCUACACUGGUCCACAGAAUGAGCCCCCUUUGUCACGGGCUGGCUUCAUCGUGCUCUCCAUCAUCAUGGCCUUUUUUACAAUUCCUGCCAUUGUGCUGAAUGCUACAGUGAUCAUCGUGUCCCUCAUGAACAAGCAGCUGAGGCAGCCACUCAACUACGCUCUGGUAAACAUGGCUGUAGCUGACCUGGGCACAGCAAUGACCGGGGGGGUGCUGUCCGUGAUCAACAACGCCCAGGGGUACUUCUCCCUGGGCAGGACAGGCUGUGUGAUGGAAGGCUUUGCAGUGUCCUUGUGUGGAAUCACAUCAUUGUGCUCGGUGGCUCUGAUUGCAAUUGAGAGGAUGUUUGUGGUGUGCAAGCCUCUUGGACCGAUAACCUUUCAGAAGAGGCAUGCUGUUGGAGGUAUAGUCUUGUCCUGGCUGUGGUCUUUUACUUGGAACUUGCCCCCACUCGUUGGAUGGGGCAAAUAUGAGUUAGAGGGCGUUGGGACGUCCUGCGCACCAGACUGGCACAACACAGACCCCAACAACGUCUCCUACAUCAUUGCUUACUUUGCUGUGUGUUUUGCUUUUCCUUUCACUCUCAUCCUGAUCUCUUAUGCAAAACUUCUGUGGACAUUGCACCAGGUUUCAAAGAUGACCUGUGUGGAAGGAGGAGCAGUUGCUAAAGGGGAAAUGAAGGUGGCAUGCAUGGUGAUACUGAUGGUUCUGUCAUUUCUGAUCAGCUGGCUGCCUUAUGCCAGCCUGGCCAUGUUUGUAGUCUGCAGACCAGAAGCAAAGAUUCAUCCGCUGGUGGGAACAGUGCCAGUUUACUUGGCCAAGAGCAGCACUGCUUACAAUCCCAUCAUCUAUAUCCUACUUAAUAAACAGUUCCGUAAGUAUGCAGUUCCCUUCCUGCUAUGUGGCAAGAGUUUUGACGAUGAAGAUGAGGCAUCGGAGGCAGUGACUACUGUGGAGACAAUAACUACAAAUAAAGUGGCUCCCAGUUGAAAUGUAAAAUUCAUUUAUAACCAGAAAUGUAUA
Molecule: messenger RNA, 1106 nt
Organism: Cyprinodon variegatus (sheepshead minnow)
Lineage: Eukaryota; Metazoa; Chordata; Actinopteri; Cyprinodontiformes; Cyprinodontidae
Product: parapinopsin-like
Exons: 5
Coding region: 51-1073 (340 amino acids)
Biological process (GO): visual perception; G protein-coupled receptor signaling pathway
Cellular component (GO): membrane; photoreceptor outer segment
Molecular function (GO): G protein-coupled receptor activity
Source: RefSeq, a predicted model, not a curated record